Molecule: messenger RNA, 500 nt
Organism: Cylicostephanus goldi
Lineage: Eukaryota; Metazoa; Nematoda; Chromadorea; Rhabditida; Strongylidae
Source: the annotation of a GenBank genome assembly
AUGGAACGGGAACAUCUGAUUGAAUUCACUCAAGUGGUCGUCAAGAAAGCUUCGACAUCAGAACACAUGCUCAACAGGGUCAUGCCUAGGGACAACAUCGCUCUAUGUGCUGUAUUGCGCAUCAAAGAAAACGUUUAUAAUAAUCGACGAAUGACGAUGGCUGCAGCGGAUAAUGUAGUGGGUUCACCGCUCGUUGUUUGUACUGCACAUAUUCAUUGGGAUCCCGAAUUGUGUGAUGUCAAAUUGGUCCAAACUUUGAUGCUUGCCCACGAACUCUAUAGACUCCUUGAAGAGGUGGCUGAACAAUUUCGGAUAACACCGCAACAAACACCGGUUCUCAUAUGUGGUGAUUUUAACUCGCUGCCAGAUUCAGGUGAUCACUCAUCUCUGCAUUUAUCUGGUCUUUCUUUAGCCUCAAAUUCUAGAAUUGCUAUCUUUAUGCAACAUUUCUUUUUUACAAGUAAAAUUUCUUAUACGCGAAUAUGCGGAAGACUCUGACA